Molecule: messenger RNA, 6913 nt
Organism: Syngnathus acus (greater pipefish)
Lineage: Eukaryota; Metazoa; Chordata; Actinopteri; Syngnathiformes; Syngnathidae
Product: basic helix-loop-helix domain-containing protein USF3
Exons: 8
Coding region: 189-6497 (2102 amino acids)
Molecular function (GO): protein dimerization activity
Source: RefSeq, a predicted model, not a curated record
UGUUUUGGGAGCUGGAUUGACAUAGCAUGCUAGGUAGCUAGUAAAACAGUUAGCUUCUCAAACCUCUCUCUUAAGUUAUCACAGCCGCUGACACUUGCAUAAAAUGUCCAACCUACAGGACGGCCACAGGAAGGACCUCAGGUCAAAGCGGUGAGUGUGGUGACUGACAGGCACCUGUUUGGGAAAGGAUGCCAGAGAUGACGGAAACCGAGACAACUGGUCGAAAACCCAAAAAGAAGAAAAACAAAGAAUCCCACAAUGCUGUCGAGAGGCACCGCAAAGAGAAGAUAAAUGCAGGGAUCAACCGCAUUGGCAAUCUGCUGCCCUGUUCACAAGCACUCAAACAGAGUAAGAACAUGAUCCUGGACCAGGCCUUUCGCUACAUCACCGAGCUGAAAAAACAAAAUGAUGCAAUGCUCCUGGAAGGCGGUGAUAAAGUCCAAGCGGAGGAGAUCCGACGACUACGGCGUCAUUGCGAGGAUCUUCGCAAGGAGAGCGCCCACUACAUCGAGCUUCUCAAAGCCCACGACAUCAAUCUCCUGGAAGACCCCACGGUCCACUGGAAGGGCAAACAGCGCUGUGCCAAAGUGGCCAAAGUCACGCCCACUCAUCAGCUGCCCAAGGGCAUCAUCGUCUAUUCCGACGGCAACGUGAAGCGCCCCGCGGGAAAAGAGACGAGCCCCGGGAAGCAGCCCUCAGACACCUUAAUGCUUCAGCCCCCAUCGGAGGUGAGCGCAGGUGUGAGGGGAAACGGAGCCUUGCUCCAAGUUACUUCUUCCGCUACCUUGCUUAACUCUGGUACGAGCCUCGCCACGGCGGAGCAGCGCGCCAUUGAGAAGCCGCCGCCUUCCGUGUCCUACAUCACCCUCCAGCUACCGGCCGGGAACACCGGCUUGCCACCUGCCGCCGCCGCCGCCCUGACCAACGUAGCUCCCAGUUCAGCCUCUCAGCUUCCGCCGGCCGUCUCCUGCCUCGCCACAAUAAAUCAGAGUGCAAAGGACGCCGCCCUCAGGACUGUAGGUUACACUGCCCUCCCCAACAGUCAAGGCCUUCUCAGAACGGGGGCGGCGGGGAGCACGCAAACCACGUGGACGACGCUGCAAAUGGCAGGCAACACGGUGCAGCCCGUUUGCCAGAGUCUCGGCAGCGCCGUCCACCAGGUGACAGUGUGUCCUCCCGUUCAGCCCAUUCAAAUACAAAUGCAGCAGCCGCCUCCUGUGCCUGUACAACAGGCCCCCAUCAGCGCACAUAUUCAGGCCAGGCCGCCCCAGCUGCGACCCGCCAUCCCGGUCCUCGCCCCGCAGCCCCAAUGCGCCGUGCUCCCGCAGCCGGCCGCCGUGCCUCAACCCCAGUCGGCCGUCCUCCAGCCGGCAUCUCUCGUUCCUCAGCCCCCGGCGACUCUUCUCCCUCAAACUCCGCAGCAGGCCACCGUGCUGCCCCUCCUUCAGACCAUGCAGGUACUGCAGGUCAAGCCGAGCGGCGCGGCGGCCACGGCGCCGCAGAGCGGCAGCAACCCCAGCGUGGUCAUUCUGCAGCAGGCCAACUCCUGCCCGAGUCAGCCGGUCAUGAGAGAAGAAGCGAGCAACCCGACACCCUGUCAACAUAUCGUCAUCAUCCAAGCUCCCAAUCAAGCCGCCGCGCCCGCCCCUCACAAUCCCAAGGUCGGCUUGGUGCCCUCCACAGCCGCCGCCUCCAUAACGGCGACUCAAACAGCCAACGCUUCAACGGCCACGUUGCAGAGUGUGGGCGGGAAGCAGCUGGUGCCCAUUCUCCCACGUCCGACUCAGCCUCCAGCGAGCAAUUCAUCGCAGAUGAGCCAGGCGUCUGCCGGCGCCCAGACCAGCCCGCAAACCAUCACUGUGAACGGGCAGGUUUUUGCCUUAAAGCCCGUGAAGACUUUGGACAAAAACGCUUCCCAACGUACAAUCCAACUCGUCCAGCCUACCACCACGGAGGAACCCACCACCAACGUGGCUCUCAAGAGUCUCGGGGCCCUCAGUAGUCUGAACCAGAGCAUCUCUCAGGGCCUUCCGCUUAGCAUUUCUAGCCAGAGCGCCAACGAGGGCCCGCCUCCGGCUGCGCCAUCCGCCGUGGUCCAGCCCAAACGACAGCCUCCUGCUCCCGCCGGGACAGUCCCCGGAGCCACGGUGGUCCCGCCCGUCCGCUCAUUCCAGGCUCCCGAGCCGAGUCGGGUUACAUCCGGACGAGCGGCGAGCGGCGGGCCCAAGCCUCCCGGAAAGAGCCAGCGGACGACGCCUCGUGCUAAACGCUCAACAGCCAAAAGGACCAAAGCGUCAAAGAAAAGUCAGCUCAGCCAGGCGAGAGCAUCUCGGGCCUCAGACAUUCCUCCCGGAGCCGCCACGACGGCAACUGCCCAAACCACACCGAGUGUCACUUCCCCAAAAAGCCCGCCAAAAAUUGUUACAUCCGGCGGCUCGAACGUAUCGAGUCAGUCCCGGCCGCAAAGUAUGAGCGCAAAUCCCGACGAUGUUAUUGUCAGUAAAGCUACCACAAGUGUUGCGCUGAGCGCAGUUGCGAGCGUCGGCGCCACAUCGGUCACGCCUUCGCCGAGCGGAGCCGUGGCCACUAAUGACAACGCCACCGCGGCUUCAAACGGAGGCUCGGCGCCGAGCGAGACUGUCGGAUCCGAAGCGAGCGCUGCGGCGACUCGCACGGUGCAAAGUAACGUCGCUCUCCUCUCUGCGCCGUCUAAAGCAAGCACGAGCGUUGUCACGACUACGAGCGCUGACGCCGUAAAUGGUAGCGCCGCCGUGAACGGCGCCACCGCUGCUCGCGCCGCAUGUCCUACUUCAAUAAUUGCCACGAGUCAGACUACACAAUCGGUGUCUUGUCCCCAACGACCUACCGACAUCAAAUCAGUGCCUUGUAGUAAAGAGUCCACCGCUUCAUCCACAACUCCGCUGUCGGCGGUUAGCGCAACGCCUGACUCGACGGUGCCGACCCAAGUCAAAGUUCCUCAGCCGGCGGCCAAGAACCGACAGGCCCAGGAAGAAAGACCCGCUCCAGGUUUAGCACCAUCCACACCUGAUAAGAAAGACCUUGUGGCAUCUCAAGGGCUUUACACUAACCUUGAUGACCAAACUGUAGAGCCUCCCGUGACGGACGCUUCCAUGUCCACGGUCGCAGGGGCAGGCCGGGGCUUCUCCGUGGCCUCCAUGCUCCCUCAAGGUCAGGGUCAGGGCAUGAGUGCCUCUUCCGGCUCCUUUGGAACAUUUACGUUCACGUCCGAACAGGCCGAGAUGCUCGCUUUGGCCAUGUUAGAACAAGACAGCCCAGGGAGGAGGGCCGGGAGCUGCGGCAGGAACGAGGCGCCCCCGUGGCAACCGCCCAAAGCUCCCGCUAGUAAAGAAAAAGCCCCCGCCGCUGUGCAGCAGGUGGAAGUCAGCAAACCUGCAGAUGCAGCCAAACCUCCAGUUCAGGUGUCUGUCAGAGGACAGGUUGGCAACGGGUCCGUCGGUGGGAUCAGGCAUCCGCAGAACCCGGCUCAUCUCAUCACAUACACCCAGUCUCAGGUCCAGACUCAGAGCUCAGCCCAAAGUGGCACCGGCGCCAGCCUGAGCAUCAACAACCUGAUCAGGCCCAGCUCCUCUCAGCAAUCCUACUCGGGCUCUCCCAGUCUGCCGAACCAGCAGUGCCCGGUGCCCUCGCCGGCCGGCGCCGCCGCCUCGGUCCACAUUUCCCAACAGUCCAACAACGCGCUCUCGCCUUGCUCGGGCGCCGCUCAGCUGAACGAGUACGCCCCCAUGAAAACAGCUUUGAUGAGGGCUCAGGCGGAGCGACAAGUCAAGAUUCUCUCCAAGCGCCAAGCUCAGGAAGAGGCGAUGCUCAACACAGGCAAACGAGCAAAGCCGUGCCCGCCGCCGGCGCCCACUGUGGGCCACAUGGACGUGAAAGGAGCGGACCACGGCCAGAUGAUGGGAGGACAACUGCCUCCCUCAUCCUCGGCCAUGGCGAGGAUUAACACGGAAGGCUCGCUCUUCUCCACAAACUCAUUCAUGAGCCCCGUAGUCCGAGCCGCGGACGCCCACCGCCCCGGUGAGCAGAACCAGCCGGGGGUGCUCCACCCGCCCCAGGCCCAUCCGCAACAUUCUGCAGCCCAGCCGGGCCAGCACCUGGGAGGCAAUCAUUACAUGAAGCAGCAGCAGCAGCAGCAGCAGCAGCAGCAGCAGCAGCACCACCUGUACCAUCUGCAACACCACCUGACCCAGGCGGACCCUGUGCAGCGCCACUCGCUACACCAGAGGGCGCUCCAGCAAGAGCAACAUGCGCAGAAGAAGAGGGGGCUGGUCCGAGGCAGCCAGACCGGCUCGCCCGCUGCCGCCAUGCAACAGAAGCAGCAGCAGCAGCAGCACCACCACCUGGAAAAGUCCACAGUCCAACAGCAGCAUCCGCAUCAGCAGCACGCGCCGCAACCACAGCAGGCCCACCAACAGCAGCAGCAGCAUCAGUCCACGCAGCACCAACAGUCGCAUCCGCAACAGCACCAAGCACCCUCGCAUCAAACUCAGCAGCAGCACCAACAACACCAUCAACAGCUGCAGCAGCAGCAGCAGCAGCAGCAGCAACAGAACUCCCACAGCAGGCACCAGCAGCACCUGCAACAACACAUGCAGCAACAACAGCACUUUAGACACCAGGAGAAGAGCUGCGAGGCACAGGCAGCAGGAGCCCGAGCCCACCACAGCAACCACCUGGCCAAGCCUGGUCAAGACCAUGCUGCCAUGCAGAGGAUGAUGACUUCAAGGAAUCUGGAGCAGCAGCAGCAGCAGCUCAUUUCGUCGCCCGGCAACCCAGCGUCACGUUCGUCCGAGCUGUCGUGCGCGCCGUCCCGCCAGGAGCGCCAUCGUGUCUCGAACUACUCCGCCGAGGCGCUCAUCGGCAAAAGCUAUACGAGCGCCGAGCAGCAGCAGCGCCUGGCGCACCACCUCCAGCCGGCCCGCGGCAGCACCGCACCCGAUCAGGCCGACCUGCGCGGCUACAUGGACGCGUCGGGACGAGGUAAAGGCAACGUGCCGCACAACCCGCAGGGCCGACUCCCCUCGGACCACCCGGGCCCGGCUGACGUUCAGCGCGUGUCGGAGUGCCCGCCGUUCAAAAGCAUGGCGCCUGGACCGGGUGCGCAUCAGCUCGGCGGUUUUGAGGCUCAGGUGUCCCGCGGCGGCAGCGACAUGGCCCCCAAGUCGCAGAGGGCUCAGCAGCAGCAGCAGCAGCAGCAACAGCAGCAGCAGCAGCAGCAGCAGCAGCAGCAGCAGCAGGGAAGCUUCCGAAUGGGCACGGCCCCCUUGGCAGACAGCAGGAACCGCGGCGCGAGCGGCUAUGCGGGUGUCCAUAUCGGGCCGCAGGGGUCUCACGUGGGACCGGCCCUGCUGCGCGAGCAGGAAGCUUGUCAUCAGAGUUUCAUGCAGAGCCUCCUUUCACCUGAGGGGAACCACCAGAGGGCGGUGCAGUGCUGCCCACCAGCGGUCAGCAUGGAGUACCCUUCCACAGACAUCCAGGCCAAAGUCUCCAGUCCCAGCCAGAAACCCUCCGCCAUGAACAAGAGCCACAUUUCUCAGGUCAACACUAAUAUGCACGGCGGCGGCAGCGUGCGGGUGGCCCACCCCCCUGAGCCGGGCCGCUCGCCGGUGGCAUCGAGACCGCCCGUCAGCCAGCACUCGCGCCACGCGCCGCCCGCCAAGCUGCGGGCGGGCGAGCGCCCCCGUUCGGGAACGCUGCGGUCCUCCAACCCCUUUGAGCCCGAGGGCCACCUGCCCCUGCCUUCCGGAGGCGGCGUGCUUCUGGGCCGGCCGCAGUCGGGCGGCGAGGCGCGGCGCAGCACCAUCGUCCGCUUCAUGGCGGAUGGCGCCCAAACGUCUGGCGACAACAACCUGGUCACCGAGCAGCACCUGGCGCAGAACUUUGGCUUCCCGUUCAUCCCCGAGGGUGGCAUGAACCCGCCCAUCAACACCAACUCCACCUUCAUCCCGCCCGUCAGUCAGCCCAACAGCUCGCGCACGCCCUCCCUGCUGCCCGUGGAGCCAGCCAACACCUUACCCUCCUUCUACCCGUCCUACUCGCCGGCCGCCCACCCCAGCCUGCCGGGCGACGUCACCCUGCAGUACUUCUCCAACCAGAUGUUCACCGGGCCCGGAGCCGACAAGCCCAACGCCCCACCCGGCCUCAACAACCGCUUCGGCUCCAUCCUAUCGCCGCCGCGCGCCGUCGGCUUCGCCCAGGCCAGCUUCCCGCUGCUGCCCGACAUGCCGCCCAUGCCCAUCACCAACUCGUCGGGCAUCACGCCGCACAUCUCCAACUUCAGCCUCACCUCGCUCUUCCCAGAGAUCACCGCCGGCAUGCCCGCCGACGGCUCGGCCAUGCCCAUGUCGCCGCUGCUGUCGCUCACCAACGCGUCUGCCGCCGAUUCCAGCAAGCAACACAACAGGCCGGCGCACAACAUCAGCCACAUCCUCGGGCACGACGGCAGCUCGGCCGUGUGACCGACCGACCGACCGCAAAAACGCCGGCGGGCGACGUGCGAGCGAGCGGCCACUCUUUCCAUCGCUUUUGUUUCGUUUCGAUCGCAUUUGUUGACGUGACUGUUUUGAUUGCAUUUGUUUACGCGACUCUUUCAAUUGCAUUUGUUCUGAUCAUUUCAAAGCUUUUUUUCUUGAAGGGGUGCUUCAAGCUUUAUAGGGAACGUUAUUGGUCUGGUGUAUAUUUGUCAUGAGAACUCUUUGCUUUUCCAUUUGUUGUCAAAGAAGAAACCUGCAGCGUUAAUGUAUUUGACUAACUUAUAUCAGGUUGUUCCAUACAGUAUCAAGACUGUUUUGUAAAUACACACGUUUCAUAUCAGAAGGUUAGAUUAUGUAUUUGUAAAUAAAAAAAGAUGAAUUAAUAAAGUUUAUAAGGAAAU